Zingiber officinale is the source of this 647-nucleotide messenger RNA. Its product is annotated as calmodulin-like. The transcript is spliced from 4 exons. Gene Ontology annotation, molecular function: enzyme regulator activity; calcium ion binding. Bases 67 to 513 code for a protein of 148 amino acids. The record is from RefSeq and is a predicted model, not a curated record. Lineage: Eukaryota; Viridiplantae; Streptophyta; Magnoliopsida; Zingiberales; Zingiberaceae.
CAAAAUUUCCAAACACUCAAACAACAUCUGUAAUCUGUCUUGUUUAGUUUCGGAAAUCUCUUUUCGAUGAGACUCUUCACCGACGGACAAAUGGUUGAGUUCCACGAAACCUUUUGCCUCUUCGAUAGGGAUGGAGAUGGUUGCAUUUCGUUGGGUGAACUCUCGACUAUAAUCAACUCGCUAGGAUUGAGACCGACCAAGGAUGAGUUGCAAGAAAUGAUAAGUGAAGUCGACGCGGACGGUAGCGGAGCAAUUGAAUUCGAGGAGUUCUUGAACUUAAUGGUUAGAAAAAUGAAGGAAUCCGAUUCCGAAGAGGAACUAAAGGAGGCAUUUAAAGUCUUUGACAAAGACCAAAAUGGCUUCAUCUCCAAGAAUGAGCUGAAGAAUGUGAUGAUGAGCUUGGGCGAGAAAUUAACUGAUGAGGAGGUGGAUCAGAUGAUCAAGGAGGCAGAUUUAGAUGGAGAUGGGCAAGUAAACUAUGAGGAAUUUGUCAAGAUGAUGAAGUCUUUUUAAAGAGAAUAGGGAUAAUAUUUUCAGAGUUGUUGUAUAGUUUUAUUAUAAAUUUUUGGAAGGGCACUACCUUUUUUUUUCUGUAUUUCAAGACACUGAAAAUACAGAAUACAAUCAUUUUUCAUAAUGAAUCAAAA